GCGGCUGCUUUCUGCCGUCUUUCUUUUUCCUCCGGCAGGUGGUAUUUCUGUUGUUUUCUGUAAUCUUUGAUUGCUUCAUACAGUUAAAAAAAAUAUACAUAUUAUUCUGUAAAUUUUCAUUGGGCCAAAUCUUCAGGGUUAUUUUGAAGAAUGAGUGGAGCGGGUAAGUUGUGGAGUUUAGGAACAAAGAUCGUUGCUGUGGGCAGAAACUAUGCCGCCCAUGCCAAGGAGCUCGGCAAUGCUGUCCCCAAGGUGCCAGUUUUAUUUUUGAAGCCAACAUCUUCAUAUGUAGAAAAUGGUGGAAUUAUUGAGAUUCCACAUCCCUUGCAGUCAUUGGACUAUGAGGUAGAGUUGGCUGUUGUUAUUGGAAAGAAAGCUCGAGAUGUGAAACAGGUGCAUGCAAUGGACCAUGUGGAAGGUUAUGCACUUGCCUUGGAUAUGACUGCAAGGGAGAUUCAGAAUCCUGCCAAGGCUGCAGGUCUUCCUUGGACAGUGGCAAAAGGCUAUGACACCUUCACACCAAUAAGCAAUGUUAUAUCCAAAUCCACAGUUUCAAAUCCAGAUGACCUAGAGCUAUGGUUAAAGGUGGACGAUCAAAUUAAACAAAAAGGGUCAACCAAAGACAUGAUAUUCAAAAUCCCAUAUCUCAUAAGUCACAUAAGCUCAAUAAUGACUCUUUUUGAAGGAGAUGUUAUCUUGACUGGUACUCCCCCGGGUGUUGGUCCUGUGAUGGCGGGUCAAAAACUAACAACAGGGAUAACUGACUUGAUUGAAAUGUCCUUUGAUGUUCAACCACGCCAAAAGGUAGUUGAAUAGAAAACUUAAAGAUGCUGUGAGACAAUAUAUAUGAAUGUUGAUGAUAGAUUUCUGAUGUCAGAUGAAAGAAGCCUUGGGGCAUUGGCAGGAAAAGUAGAAUCCUGCACUUUGUUUGAUUUGCUGAUUGUAAUCUACUUGGAUGUAAAAUAAAUCGGAGUAGAUGUAUUAGGUGAAUAAAUAUUUUUAACCAGUCUUCAGGAUCUGAAUGUGCAAAGUUCUCAAAACUUUGUUCUUUGCAUUCUUUAAUGGAAAAUGUGAAUUUUUAUCAA
This is a messenger RNA of Cryptomeria japonica (Japanese cedar), 1085 nucleotides long. Its product is annotated as probable acylpyruvase FAHD1, mitochondrial. The record is from RefSeq and is a predicted model, not a curated record. Gene Ontology annotation, molecular function: acetylpyruvate hydrolase activity. Bases 151 to 816 code for a protein of 221 amino acids. NCBI's taxonomy places the organism in Eukaryota, Viridiplantae, Streptophyta, Pinopsida, Cupressales, Cupressaceae. Gene Ontology annotation, cellular component: mitochondrion. The transcript is spliced from 8 exons.